AUGCGUGCCUGGUCGUCCUUGCUCGUGGCCGCCGCCUCUGUGUCCGGGGCGACUGCCGACGUGGCUCUCGACAAUAAGAUCGCGCUGGUCAACCGCGAGGCUCUGCUUCGGCCCGGUGUGCUGGAGUACGACAACCGCGACAAACACUAUGUGGUCCUGCCCGUAGUUGGUGGCAAAUUCCAGGCCAAGACCGGCACCAACUCGUCCGACGGCGUCGUCACCUCGCGCUCCGUCAUUGACAUCCUGCUGAACAAGCGGCAGUACUGUUCCGCAGGCUACGGCUACUGCUCCAACUUUGGCCGCUGCUGCCCGACCUACGACGACUGCUGCGCCUACGGCUACUGCAUUGAUCCGGCGGAUACCUGCUGCCCCAACGCGCCGUGCCAAGACGGACACGGCUGCUGCGGCCAGAACCACUGCUACCCUCCCGGCGCCGUCUGCUGCGGCGACGAGUCGUACUGCGACGCCGGCAACCACUGCUACAAAUACGCCGAUCUCUCAUACGAUGUCUGCUGCACCGACUCGUCGUGUACUGCCUAUGUGACUGGCGGCGUCACCGUCACGCGCUCGCAAACCACCACGCGCACCUACACAACGCCGCCGCCCAGCACGGCCACUGACUACAACUACGAGGCCUACUACUUCACCAUCACCUACUACUACUAUUACUACUACUGGUACGAGAUCGACGUGACGCGCUCCGUCGUCACCUCCACCCGCACCACCACCCGCACCAUCCUGAGCGUGUCGGCCACGGACUCGGCUGAAGCCAGAUCGUCCUUUUCCGAAAUCUCGUCCACCUUCACGCCCUACACGCCCGCCGCCGCCACCUCGCUUGAGUCCCUGGCCGGCUCGACCACCACCGACGAGCCCGCCUCGUUUGGCGGCGGUAGCCCCGGCGGGGACUCGUCCUCCUCGCCGGCGCCGACCUCCUCUGCCGAACAGACAACCACCCGCCACAGAGCCACCACGACCACGACCACACCCACGCUGCCGAACGGGGCCGGUUCCGUGAACUCGGCAGUCUCCCUUACCCAUGCUGGCGACGGCCUCCUUGGUCUGUGGCUGACGGUCGGUGCGGCCGCGGGCAUCCUGAUGAUUGUCCUGUAA
This is a messenger RNA of Sporothrix brasiliensis 5110, 1110 nucleotides long. RefSeq lists its product as uncharacterized. The record is from RefSeq and is a predicted model, not a curated record. The transcript has a single exon. NCBI's taxonomy places the organism in Eukaryota, Fungi, Ascomycota, Sordariomycetes, Ophiostomatales, Ophiostomataceae. The coding region runs from base 1 to 1110 and encodes 369 amino acids.